This is a messenger RNA of Penicillium angulare, 243 nucleotides long. RefSeq lists its product as uncharacterized. Bases 1 to 243 code for a protein of 80 amino acids. NCBI's taxonomy places the organism in Eukaryota, Fungi, Ascomycota, Eurotiomycetes, Eurotiales, Aspergillaceae. The record is from RefSeq and is a predicted model, not a curated record. The transcript has 2 exons.
AUGACUUCGGAGCCGCAGCUUUCUAGACGAAGGAUUCAAGUCAUCGGGGUGACGGGAGCAGGGAAGCUUUCCAUACCGGUAUGCGAACUGGACCCUCUCUUCCACAAGUCCAGAGCUGGUGGCACCCUAUCAGAAGACGACGCCCGACGUAGCAUCCAGUUCUUCGUCGAGUCGAACGACGAGUGGAUUCUUGAUGGCAAGUAUGUUUCUUGCGGUCGACCUGAGGAAUUGGUACUUAAUUAA